AUGGAGCCAAUUCUAUCAGAAUGGGAUGAUUCUCAAUCAAUUGUCAAGUCAAAAAUUACUAAUCGAGCUUCAAUCCGAAUUUUGGAGCGAUAUCCACUGAAAGAAACUGAUGUGGAGACACUUUUCGAGGCGGAAGAGAUGACCGGUGGGGAGCCCGAAGAGCUCUAUAAAUUGUGCCGACAACUUCUAAACGUGUGGAAGUACGCGAUAUUUUUUCAGCCGAAGCCGGAAAAUUUUGUGGAAUUGUUGCAAGAGAAAAACUACCCGCCACCGGUUAUCAAGGGUCUCCUCGAAGCGUACACAUCCGAAACGACGGCAGAAAUCGUCGAGCACCUCGCCACCGCUUCUCACUCUGCCAUUCCACGUGUCUUGUCAACAGAUUGGAGUUGUCGUACAGUAACCCGACGGAAUGACGUGGCGACGUCCGAUCGAGAAGCAAUUUUGACGUUUUCCACUGUCGACGGCGUGAAACGAAUCGAAUUGAGUGGGCGGGACUUGGAGAAGUUGUAUUGGAGUGUGAAUCGAGUGCAGACGUCGUUGGAUUCCUUGUUGGAGCGAUGA
Messenger RNA from Caenorhabditis remanei, 561 nucleotides. RefSeq lists its product as uncharacterized. The record is from RefSeq and is a predicted model, not a curated record. The transcript is spliced from 4 exons. NCBI's taxonomy places the organism in Eukaryota, Metazoa, Nematoda, Chromadorea, Rhabditida, Rhabditidae. Bases 1 to 561 code for a protein of 186 amino acids.